Messenger RNA from Coccomyxa subellipsoidea C-169, 1221 nucleotides. RefSeq names its product aquaporin-like protein. Gene Ontology annotation, cellular component: plasma membrane. Gene Ontology annotation, biological process: water transport; glycerol transmembrane transport. The record is from RefSeq and is a predicted model, not a curated record. The transcript is spliced from 8 exons. NCBI's taxonomy places the organism in Eukaryota, Viridiplantae, Chlorophyta, Trebouxiophyceae, Coccomyxaceae. Gene Ontology annotation, molecular function: glycerol channel activity; water channel activity. Bases 1 to 1221 code for a protein of 406 amino acids.
AUGGUCUUUCUGGGGGAGGGUUGCCUGGCCAAUGAACUGCUGUCCAACACAAAGGGUCAGGGCAUGGGCUUCGGCUGGACAGCGUUCGGUUUCGGCUUUGCUUUCUUUGUGAGCCUGGCAAUCUGGAAUGGUGUCAGCGCUCACAUGAACCCUGCCUUUGUGCUGGGGCUGUGGCUCAUCGGUGAAGUCGACGCCGCGGACUUCUUUGCACUGUCAGCUGCGGAGCUAGGCGGGGCGAUGGUUGGCGCACUCCUUGUCUGGAUCCACUACCUGCCGCACUUCAAGACUUUGCCUGAACCUCCAGGACACGGCACCCACGACUCCCUCCUCAGGAGCAGAGACAGCCUCCCACGCGAUGCUCUCAAUAUCUCCUCAUAUGAUACACGGCCGCACGCAGCAGCCAGCAAGGGCAUUGCGGAUGCUCUGAAGGACAUCAGGUACUAUCUCUUGCAGCCGGCAAAGGUGCAUGAGCCGUACCAUGCGUCGCUCAUAGAGCACGCGCUCGGACACGACGCCUUCACCGGACCAGAAGGCUUCCUCAGGCGCCGAUCUGUCCAGGUGUGCGACAUGCACGAUCGCCUGAAAGCCUACGAUCUGGGGGGCGGGGAAACGACUGCGGCGGCCGCUCACAUACCCCACUUGACGAGAUCAGCGAGUGCGGUUUCACCGGACAGCACUUCCAUAACACUGGACAUGCAGAAUGGGGCUGCCACCUCCAAAACAGAUGUUGAGAAGGUCAGCGCGCAGGAUGACCAGAGGCUCCGACUGGAUGCGCUGUACAGAGCGGUGGUGAUCGCAGAUCAGAAUGCGAAACUGUCGGUGUUUGCCACCCGGCCCGGCAUCCGCUCGCCCUUCUUCAACUGGAUCGUGGAGUUUCUGGCGAUGGCGGUACUGUUUGUUGGGGCAAAGCUGAUUGAUGGGCGCGGUGCAGCGCUGACUGGGGAGCUGGCUGCUCUGUGGGGGCCCAUGAAAGCAUUCUACGUUGGGCUGUUCAUUGUGGUGCUACUCCUCGGCACUGCUGGGCCCACAGGGAAUGCUAUCAAUCCGGCCAGGGACUUUGGGCCGCGGCUGAUGCACUGGGUGCUGCCGAUCGCUGGCAAGGGCCCCUCCGAGUGGGGUUACGCGUGGGUGCCGGUAACUGCAAAUUUUGUGGGCGGCCUCGUGGGCGGAGCGCUGUAUAAGAAGAUCAAUGAGAUCUACAUCGUGGCCCCGGUGCACUAA